Molecule: messenger RNA, 1704 nt
Organism: Penicillium samsonianum
Lineage: Eukaryota; Fungi; Ascomycota; Eurotiomycetes; Eurotiales; Aspergillaceae
Product: DEAD/DEAH box helicase
Exons: 6
Coding region: 1-1704 (567 amino acids)
Molecular function (GO): ATP-dependent chromatin remodeler activity; ATP binding
Source: RefSeq, a predicted model, not a curated record
AUGAAGGCGCUGUCCAUGAUGGCUGAAAAAGAGCUGGGACCUGUUGACCAGCCAAGUUUUCCGUCUCUCUGGGACGUUCUUAAAGGUUCAGAUGGCAACAGAAGGUAUCGGCAUGCAAUCACUGGAAUAACAAGAUUGGCUUCGCCGCCGCCUCUUUCUGGCGGGAUAUUGGCUGAUGAAAUGGGUCUUGGAAAAACUUUGAGCGUAUUGGCUCUCAUUGCGUGGCAUCUUGAUUCCAUUGAACAUCAAAACGGAGCUCCUCGUGCGACACUUGUCGUCACAACCUUAUCCACGAUUUCUAGUUGGCAGCAGCAGAUUGAUCGACACUUUCACCCUGGGCAGCUCCGAAGCAUUGUCUUUCACGGCUCUGAUCGACGAAAGCUAUCUUCAGAUAUAUUGACCAAGGACAUCGUUAUUACGACUUACGAGACUCUGAAAUCUGAGUGGUCCAGUAAUCGGGCAAAUAGUCAUCUAUUCUCCGAGGUCCAAAGAUGGAGACGUAUUGUUCUUGAUGAAGGUUGUUUCUUUUUUUUCCUGAUUAUAAUGAACCGUAUAAGCUUGCUAACACAAUCAAUUCUAGCUCACCAUAUCCGGAAUCGCUCAUCAAAAACAUUCGAAGCGGUCUGCGGAAUCCGCGCUCAAUAUCGGUGGUGUCUCACUGGGACUCCAAUUCAUAACCAGAUGGAUGACUAUGGAGCAUUGUUGUCAUUUAUCGGGGUGGAACCAUUCACUGGUUUGUCUGGAAAAACUGCAUUUGCCUAUUGGGUAGGCUCUUACAUCUGGACCGAAGCUAACAACACUGAACGCCUUGACCGGUUAAAAAAGCUUGUUGCUGCAACUUGCCUAAGGAGAACAAAACAACAUGUGAGAAAUCAGUUAAAACUUCCUCGCCGUACCGAUAAGGAGCAUUUGGUGGAACUAAAUACCUCGGAGCGCUUACUAUAUGGCUUUUUCAAAAUUCGAGCAUCUUCACUAGUUGCGAGAAGUACCGUGCAUCACGAAGCUCUCAACAAAGGGGGGUGGGGUAAUAUUCUUACUUUAAUAAACUGUUUGAGGCUGAUAUGCAACCACGGCGAAGAACUCCUAUCUUCUUCCUCGUUGGAAUUGUGGAGAAGCCGAGAUGCUUUCGCCAAUGAUCUCGACUUACGGGAGAACGACUCACAAUCCAGCACGGAAGCUUCACGCAAUCAUUACCCACAGAUUCUGCCGCUAGCUGUCACGAAUUUUGGACAAAAUUCUAGCAAUGUUUGCCUACCAUCUUCGAAAGUUACGGCUCUAAUCAACAAUCUCCGAGCUGAACAAAACGAACACAUCCCCAGUGAUUCCGAGAAACCGAUAAAAAGUGUGAUAUUUAGCUAUUGGACAAAAAUGUUAGACCUCAUCGCAGUUGCUUUGCGGGAGAAUAACUUCGAGUUCGAGCGGAUAGAUGGGCAAACACCACUUGAAAGAAGGUUUCUAGCUCUCAAAAGGCUGCAUGAUGACCCAGAGUGCACCGUGAUGCUUGCAAGCAUUGGAAGUAUUGCCGAGGGGUACGCCAACGGCCAUGGAUGUGACUACUCAAAUAUACUUACUGUCUAUUCUGAAAUAGGGUUGAUAUUACAGCAGCUUGCCGUGUACAUAUCAUUGAACCUCAAUGGAAUCCAAUGGUUGAAGCACAGGCCCUCGACCGGGUGCAUCGCAUGGGACAAACUCGAGAUGUGGUGA